Messenger RNA from Darwinula stevensoni, 282 nucleotides. Lineage: Eukaryota; Metazoa; Arthropoda; Ostracoda; Podocopida; Darwinulidae. The record is from the annotation of a GenBank genome assembly.
GCGAAGCACGAAGUAGCCGGAAGGACACUGGGAAAGGAUUCCCAGAAACAGGUUGCUGAGAAGGGUAGAGAGCAAGGGGAAAUGGAGACAGAGAAACAGUUCAACUCGAGCGAGAAACCGCCUAACAAAAGCGCUGAUCCGUCAAACGAGAUCCAGCAACACCAUCACGGGAGCGAUGAGCAAGUGGUAACGGUGAUGGAACCCUUUGAGGCACCCUUAGCGGAAGAAGGCUCUCUUCAGUCUGAGCAACGAAACCAAGAGCUCGAACCAAAAGUGACAAAG